UAGACCAAUGAACCAUCAACGAUCGGCCGGGGUCGUCAGUCAGGGUGGUCGGGGUCCGUGGUUGGCGAAGGGUGUUCGCGCGGGGACGGGAGCCACCUGUGAUUGGCUGCGGGGGGCGGAGACGUUCAGGUGUUGCCAAAUUUUGUAGCAACAUUUUGUUGUGAGUUGCUGGCGGGAGCAAGAUGCAUGCGAGGCUUCCCAGUUUGACCCUGCCCAGGAAGGCAGAUAGCGAGGUACUUAUGCCUCCAGUUGCUGCAGAUGAAGUUCUGUACAACAACAGUCUUAUCCAGCAGCUGACUGUGGCAGCAAAGGAUGCAGCUCUUCUCCAUGGAGUUCUCAUGAGGACGAAAGAGGAACCAUCUAGCACUGAGACAGCUAGCUAUGCACCAUUUAGUCUCUUCCCAUCACCUGUACCGAAGAAACUGUUCACGCAGGCAUGUGAGGUUCAACAAGACUUUAAUUUGCUGGUUGACCGAAUAAGCCAGGACUCUGAAUUUCUAACCAAAGCGCUAGCAAGCACCGUGGAAGUGGAUGAUUUCACAGCAGGCCUCUUCGGGAUCUAUAAAGAAGUGCUGAAAGAAGGUAUUGCCCAGCCAAUUACUUUAGGUAUAAACAGAUCUGACUACAUGUUUGACAGAGGACUUGAUCACAAUGUUUCCUUAAAACAAAUAGAAAUUAAUACCAUUGCUGCUAGUUACGCAGGACUGGCUGAGCGGGUCCCAGAUGUGCAUAGGCAUGUUCUGAACUUCUGGGGAAAAUCUGAUGAAGCUGCUAAGAUCUUGAGUAAUCCUGCCGUAAAAGGCAUUGCUGAAGGAAUCGCAAAAGCGUGGCAAUUAUAUGGAUCACCAGAGGCAGUGGUUCUCUUCCUAGUUGAAAAGAUCUCCAAGAAUAUCUUUGACCAACGCUGCUUGGAAAUGGAGCUGUGGAAUAAAAACAUUCGUGUAAUUAGGAGACAGACUGUGGACAUACACGAGAGAGGGUCCCUGAACGAAGAGAAGAAACUUUUUGUAGAUGGAUAUGAAGUUGCAGUGGCUUACUUUCGCACUGGAUACAGUCCAGAAGAUUACCACGAUGAAGAUUGCUGGGAAGCACGGUUAUUGAUUGAACUUUCCAAAGCGAUUAAAUGUCCCGAUAUUGCUACCCACCUCGUGGGAACGAAGAAAGUCCAGCAGGAGUUAGCACGCAGUGGCGUGGUAGAGAAAUACUUAACCGAGUGUCCAAAAUCCGUCGAGCGCAUCCGUGCAACGUUUGCCGGCCUGUACAGCAUUGACGAGGUAAACAGAAUAUACACGCUAAGAACUCUAAAUGAUUUCUGUUACGGAGAGUUUUUAAGAAGCUCCCUGUGACCAGUUACACAAGCGGUAAAUGCGGCCACCUGCUGCUGGUUGGUAUAUCUUUAACAAUAUUUUCUGCAGUAAGACUUUUGCUGUACAAAUAUUGCCGUGUUAUUUGAGACUAAUGGCAUGUAUUUGAUGCAGCAGCCCGCACUGCUUUUUGAUAAGAACUCUCCGUCACAUAGUUUACUUUAAACUGUGACACUGAGAUUUGCCUGUUCAUCUCAUGGGAAAAUAAAACUUGACAACAAUGUGCUGGCCAACAUUGCAAUGCCAGAAGCACUUGAUUUGUUGCAACGAGAGAUCCUGAUGUUGUGAAUGGUUUAUGGAAACAUAAAUAUAUCUUGAGUGCAUUGGAAGGGAGGGUAUGUUCAUAAGAAGUAGAAAAUGUUAUCUUUUACAGUGCUAGUUAAGGCAUUGGCUAACUGUUCCAUGCGUAUUUACAGCCUGUCAAGCUUUUUCUGAUGAAUUAGAUGGGGGUUGAUCGAUAUGUUAACUCCUUCUGCUUCUGUUGCGUGUAUAUCUUUCAAAACAGUCUUGAACAAGCAUCCAUUCAUGUCCAUCUUGAAAUUUUCGAUUGACCAUCCCGCCCUCAAAUGGCAUUUUUGUUUUUGAAGCUCGGGGUUCCAGAUUCUCUCUCCCUACUUUCUGCUGUUAUCCCUUUUUAAGACUUCCUUGCUGCCUUAACCCCACAACCCCUGCAGAAAAACCCCAAAUACUAGAAAUCGGCACGAGUAGGCCAUUCAUCCCAUCGAACCUGCUGUACUUGAGCAGAUUAUACUGAUUGUCGGUCUCCACCCUAUCUUUCUCUACAAUCCCCCUAUCGCACGAUACCUUC
This is a messenger RNA of Rhincodon typus (whale shark), 2172 nucleotides long. RefSeq names its product glutathione synthetase (gene gss). The transcript is spliced from 10 exons. The record is from RefSeq and is a predicted model, not a curated record. Gene Ontology annotation, biological process: glutathione biosynthetic process. Gene Ontology annotation, molecular function: glutathione synthase activity; ATP binding; glutathione binding. The coding region runs from base 183 to 1346 and encodes 387 amino acids. Lineage: Eukaryota; Metazoa; Chordata; Chondrichthyes; Orectolobiformes; Rhincodontidae. Gene Ontology annotation, cellular component: cytosol.